AUGGACGAUACAAAAGUCACGAUACCCUUCCCAGCCCCAUCCAAGCAGGUUGCGGGUGAAGUCAAUGGAGUUAAGACAGACGUCAUGGCAAUAUCUUUUGCAGACAAAAUCAUGAUAACGAUUACGCAAAACGGUAGAUUGGCCCAGUGGAUUACCGUGCCACUGUUGAGUGACAAUCCGACACACUCGGAUCCAUAUUUCCAAACCAUCAGUUCUGACAAUGAUGCCCUGCUUCCAUCAGCCCGUUUCCAGCCACGCACGCUUCUCGGCGCCGGUGGAUCGGAUCGUGAGACUGUGGGUCAGCUCUACGCUUCACAGAUUGCCAGUGCCAUCACUACCAAAACGCCUGACGAGUCUCGCUCUCUCAUGCUUGGACUCGGAUUGGCCAAGGCUGAUGUUGAUCGAGAUGUCUUCCUGCAGAUCAUCGAUCUUGUUCUGAAAGUCCUUUGA
Messenger RNA from Exophiala bonariae, 450 nucleotides. RefSeq lists its product as uncharacterized. The transcript is spliced from 2 exons. The record is from RefSeq and is a predicted model, not a curated record. Bases 1 to 450 code for a protein of 149 amino acids. NCBI's taxonomy places the organism in Eukaryota, Fungi, Ascomycota, Eurotiomycetes, Chaetothyriales, Herpotrichiellaceae. Gene Ontology annotation, biological process: proteasome assembly.